Plasmodium fragile is the source of this 627-nucleotide messenger RNA. RefSeq lists its product as uncharacterized. The coding region runs from base 1 to 627 and encodes 208 amino acids. The transcript has 2 exons. The record is from RefSeq and is a predicted model, not a curated record. Lineage: Eukaryota; Apicomplexa; Aconoidasida; Haemosporida; Plasmodiidae.
AUGGAGGACAUAACGAAGAAGAAAAAAAAAAAAAAAAAAAAAACCAAAGUAACCGUCGAGACUUUCCAAAAGGAACACACCUGUGUGUUGCAAAAAAAAAAAACAGAUGUGUACAUAACGUCAGGGAAACCAAUAAAAAUUUACUAUGACCGAGUCAUUAAGGUUCUUAAUAGUGGUAUCAAGCAAGUGGAAAUGGUCAUUGAUGGAGACAACAAACAGGUACACAAUGCGUAUAAGCCAUCCGGGGAAGAUCAAGUGUCCAUUUAUGCCGUUGGGACAAACAUCCUCAGAGCAUCUUACAUCCUUCAGGACGUUAUAAAUUUUUAUUCUACUUUUAUAAAGAAGGUACAAGAAAUGGCCACCAAGAAAGAAAAGAAGCCAAAGUUUGCUGAUGUUUUUUCUUUCAUUAACAUUCAUGUUGAAAGCAAAACGCUACACAUGAAUGAUACCGUCAUAUCUAACACGUAUACGGUGAAGGAGGAGUUCCUGCAGGACGACUACGAUGCUGUGAUUGCGUUUGCGAGGCAGCCUUAUGACCCCUCUUUGCACAAGUACAGGGAGAGGACCAAGCAGCGAAGAGUUACCGGAGUCGUCAUCACGAUAAAGAAAAACCCCACAGUGUUGUAG